CCAGCUUGGGCUAUCCACGUGGUGGGACUGGGGCUGCUGCAGGGCUCUGCCCACUGUGGACCUCUGACCUCCCACAGCUGUCCCACGUCUAUGCUGAUUCUGGCUGGAUCUUGUCCCUGGAUCCGUCCUGGCAUUGUGGCGGAUUUGCUGCUUACCCCUGGUGCCAGAGGCCUCCCCUCCCAGUCGCCAUCUUCUGAGACAUCCAGUCCAGAGCCAUGAAGACCAAGAGCCGGCCCCCACGGCGCCGGGCACCUCUGCAGGACGCAGAGGCCACCCCAGGGGAGCGCACACCUGACAGGCUCCAGCCAGGCUCUGAGCCAGACGUUGCCAAGGGUCUACGGAGCAGGACCACCCGGGCGGCGGGAGGCCGGGCUGAAGGUGGGCGCAGACGGCCAGGGCCCACAGGUCUGGGCUGCCGGCGGGAGAGCAGCGUCCAGCGGCGGCUGGAGAGCAACGAGCGGGAGCGGCAGCGGAUGCACAAGCUCAACAACGCUUUCCAGGCCCUGCGCGAGGUCAUCCCGCACGUGCGCGCAGAUAAGAAGCUCUCCAAGAUCGAGACGCUCACGCUGGCCAAGAACUAUAUCAAGUCGCUGACCGCCACUAUUCUGACCAUGUCCAGCAGCCGCAUCCCCGGCCUGGAGGGCCCUGGCCCAUCACCAGGCCCUAAGCUCUACCAGCACUACCAGCAGCAGCAAGUGGCUGGAGGUACUUUUGGUGCCACAGAGGCUCCGCCCCAGGGCCAGCUGCAGAGGUACUCCACGCAGAUCCACAGCUUCCGAGAGGGCACCUAGUCCCUGGCUCUGGGGUGGGGUGGCAGUGGUGCCCAGCCUGUACACCCUAGCCCUGGCCCUUCCGUGCUGCUUGCCCCAGACUGGUGACGAUGCCUCAGACAUGGCCCCCGCGGCUCCAUUCAUUUUCCCUCAACACUGAGCCACCUCCCUGGAACGGUUUUUCCUGGCCCCAGGGACAAGUGAGUGGUCUGGAUGAGGCCGCGGCUCUAGGCAGCCUGAGGUCCAAACCUGGCAAGGGUCUGAGGUCCUGCUUUUUCACUGAACCUGGUGGACGAAGCAGGAGUGAAAGGCCUGAGCCUUCGUAACUAAAUUCUCUUCACCCUGACUCCCUUCCUGGCAAAGGGAGAUUCCAGGAAAAGAUUUACUUACAAGUUUUCCUAGCUAUCGCUGAGGCCAAGGCCUGGGGAGGGACCUGCCGGAGGGCUAGAUGGGGCCUGGGGUGUUUCCUCACUUGGGGUAAACUGACGUCCCAGACAAAAAGCCUGAGGCCAUUCAGAGAGCGUGGCUGAGCCAAGAUGGUUGAAGCGUCAUCUUCAGCAGCUAGAAACCCUAAUCGGAUGACCUCGAAUUCCUUCUAAAGGGGACUUAGGGGGCUUUUUGCCCCCUCUCCAGAGGGGGUUUGUGUGGCAACCGCAGCCCAGGCUGAGGCUAACAGCAGGUGAUGGCAGGGGGUGCCUGGGUCCUGUGCUGAGUGGCUUUGUGGACCAGAACUGGAGCUGGAGAUGGGGCUGUCCCUGGGGUUGCCCUUCUGUGCUUGCCGGGAGAGCUGUGAGCACCUGGUCCCCAGAGCAGGCCUGAGGCAUCCUGGCCAGCCCUGGGCUGUGCAGGGAGGUUUGUCGCAGGCCUUCCGCAGGCUCCCACUUUGUUAUCUGUUGUCACACCUGUCACUGACGUGGGUCACCAUAUAGUUGGCCAAGGGCAGUCAGUCUGACAGACUUUUAGGCUUGAGUCCUUGCUUGUGUGGGGGGCCCUUUGGCUUUCUGUGAGGUGAAGCCUGGGUGUGGCAGGAGCUUCCCUCCCCCUCCUGGUGCUGCUCCUUAAUGGCAGGGACUGGGUGGCUUGGCAGCUACCUGCAGCCUCAGGCCCAGCUUCCUUCUGCCGGGGCGUUCCCGCCCCACUGGCUCUGCCAGCCUUGGCCACUUUGUUUCCAGACCUGCUGGUGUCACCCCCUCCCCCGUCUCUCUGCCUGGGCCACAUUAAGGGCAGCAGGUGCCACCGUGAGGAACAGGCCUUGGCCACUUCCCUGGUACUCUCCUGGUCAGGCCCUCUGGGGGGCUUCCCCAGGCACAUUAUUCCAUCUCAAUGAAACUUGACCAAGUGAGGUUCCUGCCAGCCCUUGGGGGCCCACCAUGCAGUUGCUCCAUCAUAGUCAAUUGGGGACCACUCUGUCAGAGUGACCCACCAGUGGGAGCCAUAACUGGGCAUGACUCAGGGUUGGAACAGGUAGAGCCCAGGUCCUCUACUAUAGGAGACAUGCCCAAUGGGGACACAAGAUGGUGGAGACCCCCACCAAGGGCAGGCAGGGUGCUAGAGACCUGGCAACUCUCGUUUCGCUGAGCUGAGGCCCUCGACUUGCUAAACAAACUUAGAAGCUGAGUCCAAUGGCACAGAGAAGGGGACCAGUGGGGGUGCUGUCCAGGACACUGUGUUGAUGGCUGUCCGUGGCCAGGGCAGCAGGGGGGCUGGGCUGACCGACCGCCUUGCAGGAGGACAGCUGUCAUGGCUCUUACUUGAACUGGCACCUGUAUCCCUUCUGCCUCCCAGAGGGUGAGCAGGGCCAUCGUCCAUCCCUCACCUGCAGCUGGAGGGGAUCUACAUGCCAUGUGGCCACACCAUGCAGGACCCUCAAAGGUCCCAACCCCACUGUGAAGUAUCAAAUGCUAUGGGAGGUGAGGGGCUAGGUCUGUGACAGGCCAGCAGGGACUGCUGGCAUCUGCUCCCUCCAACCUCACCUCGACCCCAACCCCAGCUUGUCUUCCAAGGCCCUGCACGGGCCACCAUGGCUGAGAAGUCCCUCUAAACGUGGGUCACAGACCUGUGCUGCUCUGGUUGCCUGUGCCGCACCCCACCCACCCUCAGAGACCGGGUCCUGGGGAGCUGGGAGGCAGGCUCCCCAUCCACCCAGGGAGACACUGGAAAACCCCAGCUGGAACUGCACAGCCCGCGCCCCCAUUAUAAUUGUGGUGACAAUGUUUCUUCAAUGAUCCAAAUUUGCCUUUAUUUUCUCUAAUGGUCCCUUCAAAGUACGAAUGAAACUGAUGCUGGGUCAUAUGACAGAAAUAAAAGAUUUCACAGCAAC
Molecule: messenger RNA, 3090 nt
Organism: Tupaia belangeri chinensis (Chinese tree shrew)
Lineage: Eukaryota; Metazoa; Chordata; Mammalia; Scandentia; Tupaiidae
Gene: BHLHA15
Product: basic helix-loop-helix family member a15
Exons: 2
Coding region: 216-791 (191 amino acids)
Biological process (GO): positive regulation of transcription by RNA polymerase II; axon development; sensory organ development
Cellular component (GO): nucleus
Molecular function (GO): protein dimerization activity; E-box binding; DNA-binding transcription factor activity, RNA polymerase II-specific
Source: RefSeq, a predicted model, not a curated record